AGGCGAGCGGGUUGUGUGAGGAGGUGAUCUCCGGGUUUCUUUACACGAAAUACGGGGAAAACACGACUCAACGCGUGACGGUCCCAGGAACGGCGCACAGCAUCUCCCGUUCUCGGAAUCUGUAGGUCAUCUAAGAAUCUGAAUUGGGAUGUGAUGGGUCCAUGCUCCUCACGCGUUCCGCCGCCUUUUGCACAGACCAAGAGGAUGUCUGAGGAUGUGGCGCGACAGACGCGCAGCCAGAAGAGGGCCCUGGAGCGGGAGGUGCCGGCCCUGGACGGAGAGCCCAAGCGGCUCAAGCUGGACAGGGGUGAGCUGGUGUCUGGCAAGGUGGCCAGCAUCCUGAAGACCGGAGAGGUGAAGGCGACCAUCAAAGUGGAGGUGCAGGCCCACGACGAGCCUGUGGACAUGAGCACAUCUCGCAGUCAUGGUGACAUAAAGAAAGAACGGCCACCGACACCAGAUGAUGUAAUUGUUUUAUCAGACAACGAACCCUCCAGUCCGUGUGUAAAUGGGAUGAGUCAGAGCUUCAAGAAAACAGACACAGAGAUGCUCAUGAGGAGCAGUCCUGAGGAGCGUCAGAAGAUAAUCACCCAGCUGAGGGAGGAGCUGCGUCUGCAAGAGGCCAAACUUGUGCUGCUGAAGAAACUGCGGCAGAGCCAGAUCCAGAAGGAGAGCGUGGUGUCGAAGGCAACCAAUUCGCUGUCGAAUCCUCCACCUCUUGUACGAGGCAGCAUCACAUCCAGUAAAGCUCCUUUGCAGGUGUCGUCCGGUCGAAGCGCCGGCACGGUUAUCCCUCCCCCUCUGGUCCGGGGCGGGGCGCAGGUUUCUAAGCAGGCUUCAGUAGUGAUGCCACCCUUAGUCAGAGGCUCCCAGCCCAACGCUAUAACUCCUCAGCAGAUAGCCACGUUGCGGCAGCAGCACUCUGGCUCGGGGCCUCCGCCCUUGCUGCUGGGGCCCCGCACCUCUGUGCCCAGCGUCCAGGUGCAGGGCCAGAGGAUCAUCCAGCAGGGCCUGAUCCGCGUGGCCAACGUCCCCAACUCCAACAUGCUGGUCAGCAUCCCGCAGGGGUCACCCACAGGGCUGAAGGGUUCCUCGGGCUCCACCCAGUUAGGUGCUGGCAGUAACACCUCUUCAGGCAACGCCAGUGACUCCCCGGCCAGCCGGCAGGCCGCUGCCAAACUGGCCCUGCGGAAGCAGCUGGAGAAGACUCUACUGGAGAUCCCACCCCCAAAACCACCUGCGCCAGAGCUCAAUUUCUUGCCCUCCGCCGCUAACAACGAGUUCAUCUACCUGGUGGGACUGGAGAUGGUGGUGCAGACCCUUCUGGAUUUAACCAAGAGCAAACAGCAGGCGGCUCAGCAGCAGGGGAGCCCCACGCCUGCCCCGCCCACCAAGGAGCCGUUCACAUGCGCGCAAUGCCAGACCGACUUCACAGCCCGCUGGCGGCAGGAGAAGAGCGGCGGCUCCAUCCUGUGCGAGCAGUGCAUGAGCUCCAACCAGAAGAAGGUGCUGAAGGCGGAGCACACCAGCCGGCUGAAGGCGGCCUUCGUCAAGGCCCUGCAGCAGGAGCAGGAGAUCGAACAGCGCAUCCUGCAGCAGGCCGCCACCGCGCCCAGCGCCAAGAGCUCGCCUUCGCCCACGACCUCCGUCCCCUCGCCUGUGGGGAAGGCGGAGCACGCGCUGGUGUCCGCGCAGUACAAAGCGGUCCGCUCCGCCCUGCCCCAGCAGCAGGCCGGCAGGGUCAGCCACUACCACUCCAGCUCCAUCAAGCAGAGUCCGGGGCAGCUGGCGCGGAGCGUGCAGGCGGCGGUGGUCAGUGCCAGCUCACGCGCCCUCGCCCACGGAUUCACCACGUCCUCGCAGCUGCAGAGCGCCGUGUCCGCCGCCGCGCUCGUCAGCAGGCCAGGUAAGCACGCCGUGCGGGCAGGGGCGAAGAGCGGCAGCAGUGGCAGUAACCCCGCCCCCGGUGCCUGGAGGAAGCAGAGCAGCAGCGCCCCAGGUGUCACUAUGGCCUACGUCAACCCCAGCCUCUCUGUACACAAGACCACCUCCCCAGUGGACCGGCAGCGAGAGUACCUUCUGGACAUGAUUCCUUCCCGCUCUCUCUCCCAGACCACAAACACCUGGAAAUGAUCCCUCCCCCAACCACUCUUCCCUAAUGAAAUGAUCUCUUCUUAUAAGUCGACUUCAGACAGCGACUGGAUAUCGAUAUCAGCUGACCAGCUAUCAAGCAAUAAUUAAAAAAACAAAAAAACAAAAAACAACUUUUCUCUCUGCUUAGUGGAGACCUCUAGUCCAGUCUGAGAGUACUAUGAACCAGUCCUGAGAGACUGGACGAUGGAUCAAUGUUAACAAAUAGAAAGCUGGGGACCUUGUGCAUAGGCCUUGUGUGUAUUAAGUCUAUUCACUGCUCUGCUGGCUGCAGCAGUUCUGCCACAUCAAUGCUGGUGAUGGUGCCCCCCCACCCACUGUCUCCUUCAGCUUCACUUCUGCUUGUAGUCCCACGGGUGCUGGGAUGCUCAUGGUAUACGAGGUGACUGAUGGACCCCCUCCGUUUUAAUAAACAUGCCUGUAUCCUUUUAACAGAGGGAGGGUCCCCAGACUGCACAUGAAGCCAGGCAGUUUUGUUUUCAUACUAGUCUUUGGACCAUGUCUGAGUGCUUUAGCUUUGUGAAACUUAGAUUUUCAAUGGGGCACAAACAUGCAGCACCUUGAAACAGUGACGUGGGAGUGCAAGUAUGUAAUUCUGUUGUCAAGGUUUUUAUUUUGGGUUUGCUUACUUUCUGGACUCAUUCCACCCCUUUCUUUGAGCUGUCCUUUGUUUUGGGGGGGGCUGAACUUUUAAAGGUAUUGUUAUACUGCUGAGGUGGUUUUACAUCUGCCACUUUGGUGUGUAUUUUAAGUACUUUUAAAUGCAUCCCCCCGCCCCCCCAAUAAAAUGUGACCACGGUUUUGUAAGGGGAAUGGGGGGUUACUGACAUGCAGCAGUAAAACUCUUAACUUUU
Electrophorus electricus (electric eel) is the source of this 3005-nucleotide messenger RNA. It is a transcript of the gene gatad2ab, whose product is annotated as GATA zinc finger domain containing 2Ab. Gene Ontology annotation, biological process: negative regulation of transcription by RNA polymerase II. The record is from RefSeq and is a predicted model, not a curated record. NCBI's taxonomy places the organism in Eukaryota, Metazoa, Chordata, Actinopteri, Gymnotiformes, Gymnotidae. Gene Ontology annotation, cellular component: NuRD complex. Gene Ontology annotation, molecular function: sequence-specific DNA binding.